Molecule: messenger RNA, 4043 nt
Organism: Cyprinus carpio (common carp)
Lineage: Eukaryota; Metazoa; Chordata; Actinopteri; Cypriniformes; Cyprinidae
Product: CMP-N-acetylneuraminate-beta-galactosamide-alpha-2,3-sialyltransferase 2-like
Molecular function (GO): beta-galactoside (CMP) alpha-2,3-sialyltransferase activity
Source: RefSeq, a predicted model, not a curated record
GAGAGAGAGAGAGAGAGAGAGAGAGAGAGAGAGAGAGAGAGAGAGCGAGAGAGAGACGCAGGACGUAGACAUCAUUUAUCCUCGGAGUCAUACGGAGUUCUGCGUGUUAGUCACCAUAUUCGAGCUGAGAACACGUUGGAAUAAGGAGCUUUGGCAGCAGUGGGUGCUGCUUUAAUAUAAAUGCAGCUGUACAGACGGAAAGUGAAGCUGCAUUGCCUCUGACUCAUUUCCUUCACUGUAUUGAAAACUGAGAAACAGCAUGUCUGACUCUUUUUAGCAUGUUCCACUGUGAGGCCUUGUACUUUGGCUUUUGCAAAAUCAUGACGAAAUGGACCGCUAGAACAAAGCCAUAAUGGACAAUCCUGGAUUGAAAAUCCUGUCAUUUUCCACCUCAGAUGCCAUUUUGUUUUGUAAAGCAACUUAUCAUAGACCAUAAAACCCACAAUCCAUUUGGCAGGAACAAGCCAAGCCAGAAGUGAAUUCCUGUUACUGCGGUGGUUCCUUUAAAUCUUUCCUCUGGAAAAUCCACCCCGAGGUUUAGGCUGCCAUAACCAUGAUGUUGAGAAGAAAACUGUACAUAUGCGCUCUGCUAGGUGCUAUUUUGUUUUUAAUGAUAGCUGCUCACACCAUUCAGAAGGCCAGUGUUGUGCCCAUCACAGCUUUACCCCCUCAUCACGAUGUCAGGUUACCUGUGAAGAACCAGACACCAUUACAAACAGUUAUCACAGAUUCAAGACAAGGUCUUUCCUGUAGCUGUCCUUCCUGUAUAGCAGACAAAGGUGUGUCGGAGUGGUUUGACCAACGUUAUGAUCAUAAACAGCAACCUUACCUCACCGGCAGGGAUAAUGACAUAGAUCCACUUUCUCUGAAGUGGUGGCUGUCUUUGCAGUCAUCUGAUGGAAUGAUCAAGGACGUCACCAAGAAGAUGUUUAAGAUAAUUUCCCCUCCACCUGAGGACGAAAUGCCACGGCAGAGCCAGUGCCGGAAGUGUGCAGUUGUUGGAAACUCAGGGAAUCUGUUGAGGUCCAAAUACGGAGCCUUGAUAGAUUCCCACUCAGUUGUUAUUAGAAUGAAUAAAGCUGUGACUGUGGGUUUUGAAGAGGAUGUUGGUAACCGAACCACCCACCACUUCAUGUACCCAGAGAGUGCGGUCGAUCUGAGACCUGGUGUCCAUCUCGUCCUUCUUCCCUUCAAACUGAAAGACAUGCAGUGGUUAUCCAGCGCUCUUUCCACUGGAGAGAUCAAAAUGACGUACAUGAGAGUGAAAAAUCGUGUGGAAACUGACAAAGACAAGGUGAUAGUUGUAAAUCCAGCCUUCUUUAAGUACACACAUGAGAAAUGGACAGAGCGUCAUGGAAGGUACCCAUCCACCGGGAUAGUAGCCAUUAUGUUUGCUCUACAUCUCUGUGAUGAGGUGUCAGCGUUUGGAUUUGGGGCAGACAAGCAAGGAAACUGGCACCACUAUUGGGAGUACAACAGAUAUGCUGGCGCCUUUCGAAAGACGGGCGUCCAUAACGCAGAUUUCGAGACUGAGAUCAUUCAGAGGCUCAGCAAAGAGGGCAAAAUCAAACUGUACAGAUGAGCCUGGCCUUUAUUAAUUGUGGCCUUUAUUGACUUGGUACAGCUCAAAUCAGGAUGCACAGCAGCUGUAUGGAAGCCAAAGAGACGCAGAACUGUGAUCCGCCGUACCAUUAAUUGACCACUGUGAGUUGCACUGAACCAAACCCACAGACAUCAAGCUGUAGUCUUUAGACCAAAUGAACUCCUCCUCUUCUCUCACAGCAUUUUAAUGCUACAUGCCUGAAGAAAAAGACGGAUGUUGCCUUCCUCCCAAGUCAGGCAUUGAAACUUUGAAGAAGACGAACAGUAAGCAAAACAGCUUGAUCUGAGCCUCCCUGUGUACUUCUUUCUUAUCGCAACUGUUAUGUCUAGCCUCUCACAGUGUCUGGACUGCAAGUUUGCAACAUGACAAAACUAGUUUCAUGUAAAUCAGAAAAGCUGUCUACACUUCAAGAAAGAUGUUGAUCUUGAUUUUUAUCAUUGGUGGUUGAUUAGAUCAUGAAAAGUUGGUGUUAAAUACCAGAUGAGACCAUCUGGUGCUUGGUUGGAGAGUUUGACGGCAGCCGAAAGGAAAAGCAUUUCAGUAGUUUAAUAGUAGUUAAAUUUUGCUAAAAGAUUCUGAAGACCAUUUUCUUUAAGAUAAUGCAAUGAUAAAUCAUGCAAUAUGAAUCCAUUAUUAAAGGGAUAGUCUUCUUUUUUCUUUGCAACACUAAAGAAGGUAUUUUGGAGAACAUUAAGGUUCUACUUGAUUUGACUUUAUAUUUUUAAAUAUAUUUUUAAAGUCAUACAGGUUUGGAACAGCAUGCGGGUGAGAAAUUGAUGACCGUAAUUUCAUUUUUAGGUGAACUGAAGUACACAAUUUCAGUUUAAAUUUCAUGUUGACUUUUAACUUCAACCUGCAGUGCAUUAAAGCUUUUUAGAUGAGAAGUUUGUGGAUUAUUAUAAGGUUUCAAAACGGCAAAUAAGCAAUAAACAUGUUUUUAAAAGUCAUAAAUUAGUUUGAAUAGCGUAUUAAGACAUUCACAGAUGUUGUUUAGAUUUCACCUCAGACAAUUACAGAGAUGCACUGACACUGUUCAAGUCGCCACACAUUUCCUGUUCCUUUUUCCAAUGUUCUGUCCUAAUUUAACCAUCCUGGCAUUGAAAUCUGCUAAAUAUACUCAAAACACUUGCAGGAAAAUGUAUUUGGCACAUAGAGCUGAGAAAACACAUUUUUGCUAUGUUUGUUACAUGUUUAAUAUCAUUAUAAACCUUUAGACCAAAGCCGUCCUUAAGAGUGUUCUCUGUGGUCUUGAAAUGACUCGGUGAACUCGUUAAACAACCAAUCUUGUGAUUAACAGUUCUGGAUAGAGAACAUGCUGUAUUUCAUAUCAUACAUCUCUGAUCCAUUAUCAUUCUUUUCCUGAAUUACAAUCCAUCUCUGUUUUUAUUUUUAUAGUUUAAAUUACUAGUGGUAGAUGGUCUGCCCCCUGGCCACCUUUGCUUUAUUGCGAACUGUUUUAAGGACUGUGACAAGAUUGAAACUUGAGCUGUAAUUUCGAUUAUGUCAUUUUUUUGCCAACUGUUAUCAAGCUGUCAUUUGUUCUGUGAUUUUGUUCUCGAAUGUAUUUUGGCUUUGCAUUCUUUGCUUCAUGUCAAUCAGUGGCUUUCACAGUUUACAGAGUUUGAAUGGAGAAGAGAUAUUAUGAACACUCAAAUCAAGGCAUCGUCAUUGAAGAAUUAUAGUUUGGACAAAAUUUAGAAAGAAACAGAUAUUGAAGUGUGUUUUAACAAACUUAUUUAGAAACAGAACCGAAGCAUAAACAAUGAAAAAAUAAUUGAAUUCAAAAGUCACAGUUAAGGGCAUCCAGGACCGUAUUCAAAUAAAAAAAUAAAAAAAACAAUUGUAUUGCUGCAUAAAUUAAAAAUACAGAAAAACAUACAAGCCUAUUUUUUAAUGAGUUACACAAUACAUAAAUAUCUCACAAUGCCCUAGUUUUCCAUUCAAGUUCUCUAACAAGUAAAAAACACAAUUUCAACUUUUAAUACAUGACGGUUUGUAUUUAUAUAAGGUCCUCUAAUGCAAGUAGAGAACCAGCUCACCAGUUAAAACUGAAUAUUUAUUCCACCUCCCUGCUGGAAAGUUUUUUUAGGAGGAGUCCAAGAUGUUGAUCAGUAAUGUCAAGAAAAGCAGUGGCCAAAUUACUUUUUAUGGUUUUGUUUACAAGUCAUAUUCAACAUGUUACCGCGGAUUUAAUAUUUUCUGGGUGUGACAUGAUUUAAAAAAAAUGUCUUCUACCACAAGUAGUUCUCGACUCUCGAAGCACUUUAAGGAGUUAGCUCAAAUUCAAAGCCUGUCUAGCUGAAUGUGAUGGUUUGAUCCCAUUGUAAUUGCCAAAUUGCGUAGUGUUGCGUGCACAUCUUUGUAAGCUUCUAUGUUCAUGAUGUUUUGUGUGAACCUGUGAUUUAUCUGUGGUCUGUUUUCAAUAAACCACUUAACCAUU